UUCAAACACUGUACAUUUCCGGUUGGAAGGGGGCUGAUCUACCGGCUUGAAAUAGUAGCUAAGUUUAUCGAGUUAAAUCUUAAAAACUAUUCGUUUUUUAAGUGCCAGAAACGAUGAAGACUUUUCUUGGAAAGUUUAUUUUAUUUCUUUUGUUGGUUUUACCAACAACGUUGAUGGUCUUUGAAAAUGGGCCUGGUAGUUUUAUUGUAAGGGCUGAUGAUGCGAUGGAAGGAGAAGUUGAUGCAGAAGAUGAUGAUGAGGCCACUGUGGAAGAUGACAGUGGACCAGAGGAAGGGGAUCAGGCUGUAAGAGAAACAGAACAGGGUGAAGAAGAAGAAGAGGAAGAAGAUACCCAGUUAAAACCAUCUGAGGACACUGAUGUUACCAUUCUUUUUACUAAACCUGUUGGCACUAAUGAUCUUCCCUCUGGCCAGGUUGUAAGGUUCAUGGUAGGAUUCAAGAACAAGGGAGAGAAAGACUUUGAAGUGAAAAGUUUAGAAACAUCCUUCAGAUAUCCACAAGAUUACUCCUUCUAUAUACAAAAUUUCACAGCGCUUACAUUGAACCAGAUGGUGGAGCCUAACAAAGAAGCAACCUUUGAGUACGGAUUCACCCCCAGUGAAGCAUUCAACUCGCGUCCAUUUGGUCUCACCAUCUUGCUCAACUACAAGGAUUCUGAAGGCAACGAGUUCCAGAAUGCUGUUUUCAACGAGACCAUAAAUGUUGUAGAACCAGAUGAGGGUUUGGAUGGUGAAACUUUCUUCUUGUAUGUCUUCCUUGUAGCUAUCCUUGUGCUAGGACUAGUUGGUGCCCAACAGCUUCUUACAUCAUUCGGAAAAAAGCGCUUGGGAAAGGGCAAAUCAGCCCCAAAGGUAGAGAUGGGAACCACGAAGACCGAUGUGGACUACAGUUGGCUCCCACAGGAAACUCUUCAAGGAAUGAGCAAGUCCCCAAAGGGUUCACCGAGGGGUGGCUCACCAAGGAAACGAAAAAGCAAGCGUGGGUCCGGCGAAGAAUAAUCUUCUGUCUGGAGACGAUUCAGGAGAAAGUGACGAGUUUUCCAGUGUCUAGAAUAUAUGCUAGUUACACCGAUAAACAGUACUUGAUAGAACUUUUCACAAGAAAACAUGUAAUUCUGAAAUGUCUGACUAGAGAACUAAUGGUUUAUGUGAUAUUUUAAUUUAGGGAAACAUAUUACUGAGAAUCAAUGGCUUUCAAUAUAUCAUAUCCUGUCUGGGAUGCUCUAUCACGAUUCUUUCACAAGUUUCUUUAGAUCAAAGUUUAAGAAUCAUUGACUUUGACAGUCAUUUGCCUUCACUUUGGUAAUUUCAAAUCCUGCCAGGGAUUUGGAUUCUUUAUUGUGAUAAAGCUACCCAGCUUUAACAGCAUAUUGGUUGUCUUCCACCACCAUUAAAGCUGUAAAGUGUCCAUAUGAUCUUAACCUUGUUUUGGUGACUGUGUGACUUAAACCCAAUUUGAAACAAGUUUGUGAAAUCUUUUGCAUAGGUAACAAAAAAAAAUUCUGAAACUCUGGAAAAAAUGUCUGGAAGAGAAAAGAAAUAAAUAAUUGUGGAUAUAUUAAGAAGGAAAGGUUAGCAAAACAGUUUUUAGUUGAAAUAUGUGAAAUUGAUUUUCAGUAAUAUAUUUUAGUAUGUAAAUAUAUUUUACAAUUGUACAAUUGUGAAUAAGUGCAGGGCGUGGUUUGUUUAAAAUCAUGUAUUAAUUAUUUUUGAAAAAGGGUUGUCUUGUGAAAGAAAUGGAAUCAAAUUCCGUAGAUUUUUAUUUUAUAUGAAAUUUUAUACAAGGUAGUAAAUAGGUAAAGAAAAGAACAGCGUUUUGUCAGUUUAUGCAAUUUAUGAAUGGGUCCACUUUAUGUAUGUUAAUUUUUGGUUCUAAGGUUUUUUUCAAUGUUAUCCAUGACUGGCCAAAUAAUUGUGUCUUUAGCAGGAGUUAUUUAUAUAUGUUCUGCAUAAUUAUUUUUUUGUUACUUUGGUGCUUAAUUACAUACUGCGUGGUAUGCAAGUGUCAAACGACCUCAAAUUUACAUUCCAUCAAGCUUUAUUCAUGUCAUAAAAGUGUGAUUAUAUGGCUCCCUAUGCAGGUUUAUCAUAAAUGUUGAUUCAAGAAAUGGUUUCAUCUACUUGCUAAGGGUACUUGUAUUGAAUUAUUUGUAGAGAAGAUGGUUUACUGAUGCAUUGAUCUACUUUAAGUACUACUGCAAUGAAUAUAUGAGGAUUGCGAUUCAGUUCGUAUCACAGUAAACUCUGCAAAACUUUAAAAAACAGUAUUUUAUUUGUAGAUUGUCUUUGUUAACAACCAAUAGAAAAAUAUGAAUCACUUUAUGAUUGAUUGAAAUGUACAAUUGGUGAUGGUUUUUAUUGUGUUUAAUACCAAAGUAUUUUGAUGUAUAGUUGUAUUUUAUACCUGUAAUGUUAUAGUUCUCUAGUCAGACAUGCAUAUCAAUAAACACUGCUCAAUCUAACAAAACCAAUAAGAUAUCUGAGACUUGUCUAUAUAUAUUGAUUUUAAUUGUUUAACUCAACUUCAUGUUUAAAGUGCUAGAAAAGAUUAUUUAUCGAUUUAUCUAUAUACACCAGUAUAAAGCAAUCCCAGCAUGCCUAAAAGUAAAGUCUGACCAGAUUGCUCAUUUUGAUAAUUGAGAUCCUUAUAACAAAAGAUUUAAGAGCAAGUCUGUAAGAUAAUUUGGUAUGCUGAAUAACAGAUAUAACCUUUCAGGACAAUGCACUCAUUAUUCGCCAUUUUGCAGAAAACUUUCAUUUAUAUUAUAGAACUCAAAUUUAUAGACCUGGAUUUGGUAGAAUCGACUGAAAUUCUACUUUUCUGUUGAGCUUUAUUGACCGGCUGGACUGUAAAAAAGAUUUCUUGUAAUUAUGUUAUUUAAAGAGUGUGUGUUAUUUAUUUAUAAUGAAUAGGAAGUGCAAUACAGCAGGCUGGAUAUAGAUAUUAUGAUAUAAUAUAUAUGCAUUUAUUGAUGGUUAACAGCGGUGAUAUUUCAAUUUGUAAAGAAAUUUAUACAUUGUUGCUAACAUGAGGACAUUUCUCUUUUGUUUUUCAUUCUCCUAAAUCAUGUUCGAAAGUUCAAUAAAAGAUGAAAUAAAUUAAAAGAAAA
Ruditapes philippinarum (Manila clam) is the source of this 3130-nucleotide messenger RNA. Its product is annotated as translocon-associated protein subunit alpha-like. Gene Ontology annotation, cellular component: endoplasmic reticulum membrane; endoplasmic reticulum. The record is from RefSeq and is a predicted model, not a curated record. The transcript is spliced from 8 exons. Bases 114 to 1019 code for a protein of 301 amino acids. NCBI's taxonomy places the organism in Eukaryota, Metazoa, Mollusca, Bivalvia, Venerida, Veneridae.